UUCAAAAUUUUUCCAAUAUCCAAAGAAUGAAAUAGAGUGCUAAGAAAUGAGGUACGAUUCCUUAUCCUUAAAAACACCAAAAAAUGAAGAGCAAGAGGUACCAGCAGAGAGCAUCGUUGAUGAUUCUGACAAUGGAGCCUUUGGUAUUAUGGAUGAAUUCAAUGGCAUCUUGGGUAUUGAAGCUGAAGAAAAGUCUUCAAAUGAUGAUAAUACAUACGGGUUACUGAGUUUUGAUUGCAUGGAUUGGGAGGAACCACCAAAUGACGAUCAUAGAGAAGAAGAAGAAGAAGAAGAAGAAGAUAGCCUUUUUUAUAGCAUAAAGAGAGAGAUCACUGCCGUUGGAUUAUUGGACGGUGACGAUGAUCAUAACAGAGUCUCUCUGAACUUGAACUUGAAUUAUCAAGAGGUUUUGGAUGCAUGGUCUGAUCGAGGUCCUCUUUGGGCUAAUCACUCUUCUCUUUCUUCCUUUCCAAACAAUGCCUGUUAUGUUAGUAUGGGAGAGGUGGCAGUGAUCGAAGAAGAGAAAACAAGAAGAGAAGCAAGUGUUAUGAGGUACAAAGAGAAGCGACAGACUAGAUUGUUCUCUAAGAAGAUAAGGUAUCAAGUUCGCAAACUCAAUGCAGAUAAAAGACCUAGACUCAAGGGUAGAUUUGUGAAGAGAAUUUGUUGAAAGGAUACAUGAAGUGGGGAUAAAAUAUCUGGAGAAAUAUCUUAGAAAAUAUCUAAGAGAAGAUUGGAAGAUAGGAAAAUAUCUUUCCACAGGAAACUUACGACAGUUUCUGGGUAGCUGUUAUGUAGCUUUCUAGUGUGGACCAAAUGAGCUCUAUGACAUAUCAAAACUAACUGUUUAGUGUAAAUGGUUAGAUGUGGAAUUGAGCGUCAUGCUGAUGUGCUUGGACCCUCAAAUUCUAUUAUAUUUUCCUUUCCCUAUAUAUAUAUAUGAGAAAUUAACUAAUUACUAUUUACGUUUUUUUAGCAAAA
Manihot esculenta (cassava) is the source of this 981-nucleotide messenger RNA. RefSeq names its product zinc finger protein CONSTANS-LIKE 6. Gene Ontology annotation, cellular component: nucleus. Lineage: Eukaryota; Viridiplantae; Streptophyta; Magnoliopsida; Malpighiales; Euphorbiaceae. Bases 47 to 670 code for a protein of 207 amino acids. Gene Ontology annotation, biological process: regulation of DNA-templated transcription. The record is from RefSeq and is a predicted model, not a curated record. Gene Ontology annotation, molecular function: protein binding. The transcript is spliced from 3 exons.